Molecule: messenger RNA, 1407 nt
Organism: Coniosporium apollinis CBS 100218
Lineage: Eukaryota; Fungi; Ascomycota; Dothideomycetes
Exons: 5
Coding region: 1-1407 (468 amino acids)
Biological process (GO): maturation of SSU-rRNA from tricistronic rRNA transcript (SSU-rRNA, 5.8S rRNA, LSU-rRNA)
Cellular component (GO): small-subunit processome; nucleolus
Molecular function (GO): protein binding
Source: RefSeq, a predicted model, not a curated record
AUGUACGGCAUCAAAAAAGUUCCCUUCCCCACGCUUUGCGGCAAACUCGCACAGAGCUCAUCAUGGCAUAGGAUCAAGGCGCUCUCGCGCUCGGCAUCCGCCAUCCAGGCCCCCGGGUCCGAUGUACAGCGACAACCGCGCAACCUCGAUCCCGCACUCCACCCGUUCGAGAGGGCAAGAGAGUACACGCAAGCCCUUAAUGGAGUGAAGCUCGAGAGGAUGUUUGCUGCACCCUUUCUGGGCCAGCUCGGGCGUGGCCAUGUUGAUGGCGUCUACUCCAUGGCCAAAGACCCAAACUCCCUUCAACACUUUGCAAGCGGUAGUGGCGACGGUGUAGUAAAAGUAUGGGACCUUACAAGCCGCGAGGAGACAUGGCAGACCUCUGCGCAUGAGAACAUCGUGAAAGGCCUGUCAUGGACUCGCGAGAAGAAACUCCUCAGCUGCGGCUCCGACAAGGCCAUCAAGCUCUUCGACCCUUACAACACACCCUCCGGCGCUGCACCCAUAGCCACUUGGCUCGGCCAAGGCGCGUUCAACAGCCUGUCACACCACCGGCACCUCCCCUCUUUCGCGGCUUCUAGCAGCGUCAUAUCAGUCUACGAUGAGAACCGUCCCGGCUCGACACCAACUCAAACCCUCUCCUGGCCUACCUCCGUCGAUACCAUAAACGCGUGUUCCUUCAACCAAGUCGAGACCUCUCUCCUCGGCGCCUGCUCGACCGACCGCGCAGUCAUACUCUACGACCUACGGACAUCGAGUCCACUCUCAAAAGCAGUCCUCACCCUCGCCUCGAACGCCUUCGCUUGGUCACCAAUGGAAGCCUUCAACUUCGCCGUCGGCUCCGAAGAUCACAACGUAUACCUCUUCGACAUGCGGAACAUGAAGCGCGCACUGAAUGUGCUCAAAGGUCACGUCGCCGCUGUUAUGGACGUCGAGUUCAGCCCCACGGGCGAGGAGCUCGUCUCCGCCAGCUACGACCGCAGUAUCCGCCUUUGGGACCGGUCGAAGGGUCACAGCAGAGAUAUGUACCAUACUAAGCGCAUGCAGCGCGUCUUCUCCUGUGCUUUCAGCCCCGACAACGCAUACGUGCUCUCCGGCAGCGACGAUGGGAAUGUGCGUUUGUGGCGCGCGCGUGCCUCGGCGCGUCAAGGCGUCAAGACAGCUCGCCAGCGCCAAGCUCUCGAGACGCAGGAGGCGCUUAAGCAGCGGUAUAGCCAUAUGCCGGAGAUCAAGAGGAUCGCGAGGCACAGGCAUCUACCGAGGCAGGUCAAGAAGGCGGGCGAGAUCAAGGGAGAGGAACUUAAGGCGAUCAAACGGAGGGAGGAGAAUGAGAGGAGGCACUCGAAGAAGGGGACGGUUAGGAGGAGGGCAGAGAGGGAGAAGAUGGUGCUGGCGACGGAGCAGUAG